This is a messenger RNA of Puccinia graminis f. sp. tritici CRL 75-36-700-3, 363 nucleotides long. RefSeq lists its product as uncharacterized. The record is from RefSeq and is a predicted model, not a curated record. Bases 1 to 363 code for a protein of 120 amino acids. The transcript has 3 exons. Lineage: Eukaryota; Fungi; Basidiomycota; Pucciniomycetes; Pucciniales; Pucciniaceae.
AUGUCAAUCAUAACUUUCCGAAUUGCAAUCGCGAAUCAAGCAUACGAACAGGAUCACCAGAAGGCUUUCAGAUGCCCUCGAGUAAAUCGCGAAUCGUUGGACGAGCGGAUAGCAGUUUGCGGCGGAGUCUCCAAAACAGACCCAAAUAAAUAUGAAAUGACCGAAGCCAACACAGUAGUAGAUGACAAAAGAGCUCACAAUUGCAUCGGGGCCCCCUUACAAGAAAUGCGAUGUUGCCGAAAAGGCGCAUUCAAAUUUCCGCAAAACCCAAAGCACGGAUUUAAAACAAUAACUGUAGACUUAUCAGCAACCAAAGAUGACUUCAAUUGUGUUGCAGGAAGGCAAGAGGGUGCCCAUGCCUAG